AUGGCGGUGGCCGUUUCGGCGGAUGGUGACGUGGUAUCGUUCUUGCGGCACGCGGGCGAGUGCUACGCGGAGCACAAGGAGCUGCUGCGCCGCAAGCACUUGGAGGACGAGCGGAGAGAGUGCCCGUUUAGGCCAACCGUAUCGGAGUACGCGGAGAAGAUGAGCCGUCACUCCAUCACCCGACGCAGCGAGGCCGUGGAGAAGCGGCUGCACGAAUUGCAUGCCAAACGUCUUGAGGUGGCGCAGGCGCAGCGGGCCGAGAGCCGAGAACGAGAAUGGGCUGAGAUGGCGGUGGAGGUGCGGGCACCUCAGGUGACGGCGCGUGCGCGCUCACUGGUCUCGCGUGACCCGGCGGAAGUCUCGCGGAAGUGGCUGGAGAAGCGGGAGGAGAAGUUCGCGCGACUCCGUGAGGAGGCGUUGCGGCGCGACCUGGAGGCACUCCGCGAGGUUCCACGCAUCUCGCAAUACGCGCAGGAGAGGUUUAUCGCUGAGCGCCACCAGGGUCAAGCGAUAGAAGACUACCUUAUGGCAAAGGAGGAGGCACGGCGGGAGCGCAUGUAUUGGCUGGCAGAAGAAGGUGUGGGUACGAACAGUAGCUUCAGCAACUCCUCCUUCUUCCGUCUUGGGAAGCUGCCUGAGCGGCAAGACGAGCCGCAGCCCGCGUUUACUCCCCGCAUUACGGAGUACACCAAACAACUCCACCGCUCGGGAAACGUUGAGGACCGUUUGCUUGCGGGGAGGGGAGAGGACAGGAAGGUACCACACGAUACGUCAUGCACCUUUGCGCCGCGCAUCGCUCCGGCAUCGCUAGAGAUGUCCAAGAACUACUACAGUGAUCCAAAUGCCUUGGUGUAUGACCGAUUGUACCGUAAUGACGCAAUGAGGCUGCGUGAGCUGCGGCGUAAAAGGGCGAACGUGGCAUCGCAAAAGGAAUCGACGGGUAUUCCCCGCAUCAGUGAGACGUCGCGCCUCAUUGUGGAGCGCAAGAGGGCAGAAGCGAUGGAAAAGGAAUUGCAACAUAGCCCGACAACGCGUCUUCACCCUUCCUUGUGCGAGGCCUAUAAGUAUGCCCAGAAAAAGCAGCCGCUUCUACAGGCGCGGCAGAAGGAAGAGAAGGAGCGGUGCACAUUUAGACCGCGUGUCAAUCCCACUUCCGAAAAAAUGUGGCGACACCAAUUGCAGAUGCUGCAGGAGGACGGAUACGCGCGAACGGCGGAGGGUGCGCGGGAACUUUUGUGGCGGCGCUCACAGCAACGUAUGGAGGAAGAGGCUCGACGACGCCGGGCGAUGGAGGAGGCGCAGGAGAUGGAGGAGUGCACAUUUCACCCGAAAGUAGGACGUUCACCGGAGCGCCGCGUGGGCCGCGAACUCUCCCUCUCACAGCGCAAUGAGAUGUGGCAACGGCAGCGAGAUCGGCGCCUGCGUGAGGCCAGGAUGGAGUUGGAACGCACGCAGUUGUCUGAGUGUUCCUUUCAUCCCACGGUGGAUUCGGUGUUUCCGCUGCCUGCGCACGACGCGACGGUUGUUUCUGGGUACGAGGCUCACGUUUUGCGGCAGGAGGAGUCGCGCCGGCGCAAGCAGGAGACACAGGAGUGGUGGCGGCCAAAGACGGUAUCUCCAAAGGGGCCGAAUGCCUCGCGUCAAACAUUUAGCUCCGUUUCAGAGCCUCGACGUCGACACAGACAGCCGCGGCAGGGAUCCGAAGGCAUGCGACAAGUCUCGGCGUCAUCUUCACAGAGAAGCUGUAGUACCUCCUUCUCAGGUAGGAACCGCACGCAGUUUGUGGUGAAUCAGGCCCCAUCGUGCGCUAGUUUGGUGUCGCCAGGUUCUGCAUCCCCCUUAUCACCGCGGCCGUACCAUCAAAAUUUAAACCAUCGAAGGCUUCACUACAGUGGCGACAACGGCAUUGGUGCCGCGGUGCAGAGUGUCAAGCCAAGUCCCGUAGAAUUUAUUAUCCGCCAUCACCGGGCGAUUGUAGAGUCGUCGCGGCGGCGUGGGUAG
This is a messenger RNA of Trypanosoma rangeli, 2001 nucleotides long. RefSeq lists its product as uncharacterized. The coding region runs from base 1 to 2001 and encodes 666 amino acids. The record is from RefSeq and is a predicted model, not a curated record. The transcript has a single exon. NCBI's taxonomy places the organism in Eukaryota, Euglenozoa, Kinetoplastea, Trypanosomatida, Trypanosomatidae.